AUGGCGAGUAGCAUGGCGCCGCCUCCGCAGACUCUGCCAUCUCAUCCCGGGCAUCCUCCUCCGCCUUCCUCCGGACGAUCCUGCGGGGCUCGUCCGGGCCUCCGCCAUCUGCAAGGACUGGCGCCGCAUCAUCACCGACCCCGCCUUCCCCGGCCACUACCGCGCGUUGCACCCGACGGCCCCCGUGCUCUCGUCUCCACCACGUCCUUCCGCCCGUCCGACGCCGACCAUCGCCGGUGCCAUGCGCUCGACUGCCGCCACGGCCGCGCCGUCUUCUAUGACUACGGCUCCCUCCAAUCCUUCGUUAUUUGGGACCCUGUCACCGGCGAGCGGCACAAACUCCCCGAUGUGCCGGAUGUCUUCACACGCCCAGCUGUGGUCUGCGCUGCGGGCGGAGGCUGCGACGACCACCGCGGCUGCAGUGGGGGCCCUUUCGUCGUCGCCUUCGUCGGCGUGGAGAACAUCCUGGAGAGCCAUUACUUCGACGCACACGCUUGUUUUUACGCGUCUGACACCGGCGAGUGGAGCGUGCACAUCAACAUCCACCUCGACCACGGCCGGUACUACCCAGACAAUCGCCCUGCCACGCUGCUGCCGAGGGAGAAGUGUCUCGGCAGUGGCAGGAACACCAACACCAACGUCGUUGUCAUGGCGGCGGAGGGCGGCGGGCUGGGAUUGGCCUGCCUGUGUCCUAAGACUGGUACCAUGCUCUACCUGUUGGCAAGGGAGGAGACAGAAAGCACCGUCGGAGACGACGAUGGCCGAUGGGUGCAGCGCAGGGUCAUCGAUCUCAAAACGAUGCUCCCGGUUGGCAACCUCAAGAGGCAGCCAUGUUUGAGUGGCGUUGCCCAAGACGCCAAUGUCAUUUUUUAA
This is a messenger RNA of Miscanthus lutarioriparius, 873 nucleotides long. The record is from the annotation of a GenBank genome assembly. NCBI's taxonomy places the organism in Eukaryota, Viridiplantae, Streptophyta, Magnoliopsida, Poales, Poaceae.